UUCUUGAAAAUCAUAAAUUAUAUUGGAGAACAAAAACAAAUGGAGAAAAAAGCUAACAAUAGGGUUCAUGUAUUGGUCAUUCCUUAUCCAAGCCAAGGCCAUAUUAACCCAAUGCUUCAAUUCUCCAAACGCUUAUCCUCCAAAGGACUCAAAGCAACCUUUGCCACCACUGUCUUCAUCUCAGAAACCAUGAAACCCGAAGUACUCAACUCCGACAUCGAUUUCGACACGAUAUCAGACGGUUGUGAUAAAGGCGGAUUCUUUGAAGUCGGGAGUGUUGACGAUUACCUUGUACGAUUACAAGCUGUUGGGUCAAAAACCUUGACCGAACUUAUCAUAAAGCAUAAGAACUCACCCCGUCCUAUUGAUUGCAUACUCUAUGAUGCUUUCCUUCCAUGGGUUCUUGAUGUUGCCCAACAAUUUGGUCUUGUUGGAAUUGCUUUUUUCACGCAGGCGUGCGCUGUGAAUUACAUAUAUUAUUAUGCUCAUAAUGGGCUUUUGAGUCUUCCGAUUUCAUCGUCAAUGACGCCAAUUGGCAUUCCCGGGUUGCCGUUGCUUGAUCUUCGAGACAUGCCGUCAUUUAUCUAUGUUGCGGGUUCGUAUCCAUCUUAUUUCGAGUUGGUGUUGAAUCAAUUCUCUAAUACAGACAAAGCUGAUUUCAUUGUAGUUAAUACCUUCUACAAGUUGGAACAAGAGGUUGUUGAUUCGAUGUCGAAGGUGAUGACGCAACCAUUGUUAACGAUAGGCCCAACAAUCCCAUCCAUGUAUUUAGAUAAAAGACUUGAAAACGACAAAGAUUACGACCUCAAUCUCUUUAAACUAGACUCUACCAGUACAUGUUGGCUAACCACCAAGCCACCAUGCUCGGUCGUUUACGUCUCAUUUGGAAGCAUGGCUAACCUAACCAUCGACCAAAUGAAGGAACUUGCACGGGGUUUAAAGCAAACUGGGUUUCAUUUCUUGUGGGUGGUUCGGCCUUCCGAGUUACCGAAAGUCCCACACUGUUUCAUUGAGGAAAUGGGUGAUAAAGCAUUGAUAGUUACUUGGAUACCACAAACCGAGGUACUUGCGAAUGAGGCCAUAGGGUGUUUUUUCACGCAUUGUGGGUGGAACUCCACGAUUGAGGCCUUGUGUUUGGGGGUACCGAUGGUGGCGAUGCCGCAGUGGACCGACCAAACCACGGAUGCUAAGCUAGUUGAGGAUGUUUGGAAAGUUGGGGUUCGAGUUAAUGUCAGGGAGGAUGGGAUUGUGAGUGGAGAUGAAAUAGAGAGGUGUAUUAGACAAGUUAUGGAAGGGGAACAAGGGAUUGAAAUGAAAAGAAAUGCUAUGAAAUGGAAGGAAUUGGCUGUGGAAGCAGUGUGUGAAGGUGGAAGUUCGGACAAGAAUAUUGAUGAAUUGGUCUCUAAAAUAUUGGCAAGAUGUAAAUAGGGUUAGUGUUCUUAGUAAACAAAAUAUUUAAAAUCACAAAUCCGAGACUUAGUUCAAUUGAUUUAUGCAAUAAUACACAUUAUAUGUUAUUAGAAAAUAGGUAAAAGCUACGAGUGAUUCAAUUAUGAUCAAAACACAAAUUUUACUCAAAA
Gossypium arboreum is the source of this 1580-nucleotide messenger RNA. RefSeq names its product UDP-glycosyltransferase 74F2-like. NCBI's taxonomy places the organism in Eukaryota, Viridiplantae, Streptophyta, Magnoliopsida, Malvales, Malvaceae. Bases 40 to 1428 code for a protein of 462 amino acids. The record is from RefSeq and is a predicted model, not a curated record. The transcript has 2 exons. Gene Ontology annotation, molecular function: UDP-glycosyltransferase activity.